This is a messenger RNA of Oryzias latipes (Japanese medaka), 4355 nucleotides long. It is a transcript of the gene phex, whose product is annotated as phosphate regulating endopeptidase homolog, X-linked. Gene Ontology annotation, molecular function: metalloendopeptidase activity. The record is from RefSeq and is a predicted model, not a curated record. Gene Ontology annotation, biological process: protein processing. Gene Ontology annotation, cellular component: plasma membrane. NCBI's taxonomy places the organism in Eukaryota, Metazoa, Chordata, Actinopteri, Beloniformes, Adrianichthyidae.
CUGCCAGGAAAAAAACUAACAUUUGUGGGAAACGUUCUGGGUUCACUCAUCAUUCCACCUUAAAAUAGCUGCUCCGUGUUCUCUAAGUGGUGUUUAGUAGGAAGGUCACGGUCCUGCGGUCUGUCAGGAUGGCAUCUGCUGGAACUUAGGCAUUUGUCAGCUGAUUGCAGGGCCCUCCUUCUAAUUGGACACCGCCUUCCGGUCCUGCUGCAGCUCCUGCAGGAAGUGGAGCUGUGAUUGCACUUCCUGACUCUGUCUGAGACCCGCUGUCAUUUGCAGGGUGUUCCCGCAGCCGCCCGCUGGCUGCCGAGCGGGCGGCCGCUGCUUCAUCUGUGCAGGAGCGCUGCACUGCUGCUUCUGUCGGUUCUCCUGGAGGUCGGUGCACACAGAAGAGGAAGCUGAUGGCUUCAUCUUCACAGACAUUGAUAGAUAAAGCUCAAAGACCACAACAUGCAGCUCCGUUCUGGCUAAGAACUCCCCGCAGACGCGUACGCAGGCCUCAGUGGCUCCAGAGCCGCUGGCCGCUCUGUUAUCCCUCUAUUGUGGUUCUUUGGUUCUGACAAACAAACCUUCAAGAACAAAGUGUUUGUACUUUCAGUCAUAUUGCUUUAAUCAGCUUUAGUCAUCUAUGUUCUGAUGUUAUCAUGUCAGAUAACAUCAUGAUGGCUGAAGGUUUAAUCUGUGAGAGUGCUUUAUUAAUAACCGUAAGCAUGUGUUCUUUUCACAGAACCACACAUGUGAACUGUGCUUCUGUCAAAACAUAAGUUUGUUUUAGAAAAUGAAGCACUUUACAUGUUAUGAAGGUCAUGUCCACAAAAAUAAAGUGUCUUGAUCUGAACCCGUGUGAUUUUAGUGGUUCAGAACUCGCUGGUUCUGGUCUUUUAGAAACGGUUCCAAACGACUCCUUGAAGUUGCAGACCACCGAGGUACUGUGUGGUUCUGCUGGUGGGGGGCCGUGUUCUGAGUCUGUCACAUGUGUAAAGGGUCAAAGGUCCAACAUGACGGAACCAGAACUUUGAUUCAAGCUGGAGCUCUGCAUCCAAGCUGACACUGGAACCCGAGUCACACUCAACCUCCCUCCUGCUGGAAGGCUGGUUUUGGCUGAACAGGAAGUCCUGACCAUAUAAGGACUUCGUGAAUUUAGGCACGUGAACGUGGGCAGAAGGUGAGUGACAGGUGCUGUCAUUCAGCCACUGUGGAUGAAGUCAACGGUGAUGUUCCGCUCUGCUGGAUCAGAGAAGCUCUCUGUUCUGUCCGCGAGAUUAGAUCCACGCGUGAACCUGCUGCCAGAUAAGGUCUGCAUCCCGCCUCGGGUCCUCAUAAAUGCCCCCUGAGGGAGGGAGGGAGGAGUUGCUGAAGAAGGGAGGACCGGCUGCAGACGCAUAGUCGCUGCGCGCAGACGCACAGCAGCCGGCAGCACGAGCUUAGAUCAGCUGCGCGCAGACGCACAGCGCCUAAGUUCCCAUUUGGUAACUUUUAGACCGUUAAUGUCGCUCUUAGCUGUGUGCUCGCGCGCACCUGUUGACCCGCUUGUUUUUGUUGACCUCCCCUGUUUUUGUUGACCCCUGACAUGGAGCUGGAGCAUUUAGGAGGCGCGGGGCUUAAACCUGAGAGGGGCAGCGGUCGCCUCUACAAGAUCUCUCUGGCCAUGUGCGCGUGUCUGUGCUUCGCUCUGCUGCUCGCGCUCAUACUGGUGUCUCAAAGGUCCAGUCAGGAGCAGUUCUGCUUGACUCCAGAAUGCGUAGAAGCAGCGGGCUCCAUCCUGAAUAAGGUGGAUCGCUCCGUGGACCCCUGCACGGACUUCUACAGCUUUGCUUGUGGCGGUUGGUUAAAGGAGAACUCCAUUCCUGAAGAUUCGUCCUCGUAUGGCAUUUACCCCUGGUUGAGGCAGCAAGUGGAUCUCAGAAUCAAAGACUUGUUGGAGGCUCCGUCAGCUGCAGGCGAGCUGGAGGCGGUGACCAAAGCCAAGAUCCUCUAUCGCUCAUGUAUGAAUGAAAGCAGGCUGGAGGAGGUGGACUCCAAACCCAUGCUGAAGACGCUGAGGAAGGCGGAGUUUCGGUGGCCUGUGGUGGGGGACGGGCUCGGCGGUGAAUAUCAGUGGUCAGAGAGUGGGUGGAGUCUCCUGAAGACGCUGGCAGAGAUUAGGAACCAGCACAGCAAGAGCGUCCUGAUCCGCCUCUACGUCUCCCCGGACGACAAAAACUCUUCCCACUACGUCAUCAAGCUGGACCAGGCGUCUCUGUCUCUGCCCUCCAGGGAGGACUACAUCACCAACACUUCCUCUGCUCAGGCGAACCGAGCCGCCCUGCUCAGCCUGAUGGUGGACGUGGCCGUCAUGCUGGGCGCCCCGGAGGCAGCAGCACGGGUCCAGAUGGAAAAGGCUCUGGCUUUCGAGACCAAGUUGGCUCACAUGCUGAUUCCCCAUGAAAACCGCACCAGUGAAAACAUGUACAACAAAUUCACGCUGUCACGGCUGCAGCGCUCCCUGCCGCAGUUUGACUGGAUGGGGUUUGUAAAGGCUGUGGUGGAGUCCAGAGAUGAUCCGGACCGGGACCUGUCCUCGUCUGAACCGGUCAUCGUUAGAGCUCCACAGUACUUCAGGGAACUGAUGAAGCUUCUGAACACUACAGAGCCCAGGACCAUAGCAAACUACGUCCAGUGGAGGACGGUGUUCUCCAGGAUCACCACGCUGAGCCGCCGCUUCCUGUACAGAUACCUCGACUACGCACGGGUGACCACAGGAACUACCUCUCUUACCCCACGCUGGGACAAGUGCGUCAACUAUGUUGAGAACGCUCUUGGCUACGCCACAGGGCGCCUCUUCGUCAACUCCUACUUCCAGGAGGACAAGAAACAGAUGAUGGAGGAGCUGAUCGAGGGCAUUCGCUGGGCCUUCAUUGACAUGCUGCAGAAGGAGAAUGGCUGGAUGGACGAGCCAACCAAGAAGAAAGCCGUAGAAAAGGCUCAUGCAGUGAUGGCUAAGGUGGGGUACCCAGAGUUUAUUUUGAAUGACACCUACCUGAACGAGGAUUUAAAAGAGCUGGACUUCAGUGAGAAGGAUUACUAUGGCAACGUCAUGCAGACUCUGAAGUUUUUUGCCCAAGGGGACAUCUCGUGGCUUCGAAGGAGCGUUCCACGAACAGAGUGGUUCACAAACCCAACAACCGUGAACGCCUUCUACAGUUCAUCCACUAACCAGAUCCGAUUCCCUGCUGGAGAACUUCAAAAACCCUUUUUCUGGGGACAAGAGUUUCCCAGGUCUUUAAGUUACGGCGCCAUCGGCGUGAUCGUUGGACACGAGCUCACGCAUGGCUUUGAUAAUAACGGUCGCAAAUAUGAUAAAAACGGCAAUCUUGAUCAGUGGUGGAGUAACUCAUCUGUGACGGCUUUUACCGAGAAGACUCAGUGCAUGAUCGAUCAAUACAACAGCUACCACUGGGAGGAGGCCGGCCUCAACGUACGGGGUAAAAGAACUUUGGCAGAAAACAUCGCAGACAACGGGGGAAUUAGAGAAGCGUUCAGGGCGUACAGGAGGUGGGUGGAUGACAACAGAGGAGGUGUGGAGGAGCCUCUGCUGCCAGGAGUGGACUUCAGCAACAACCAGCUGUUCUUCCUCAGUUAUGCACACGUUAGAUGCAACUCCUACAGACCAGAAGCAGCACGUGAGCAGAUCCAAAAUGGAGCUCACAGUCCACCAAAGUACAGGGUCAUAGGAGCCAUGAGUAACUACGAGGAGUUCCAGAAGGCCUUCAGAUGUCCAGAGUCUUCUGUGAUGAACCGCGGGUCGCAGUCCUGCAGGGUGUGGUGAUCCCUCAUCCCAUCAUGAACCAGAACGGGACCGGAGCUGCUGCCAGGAUCCUCAAAGAUGGAGAUGCUGGACACAGAUGAGGUUUCAAUCCUGGGGGGUGUAAACAUGUGUUCCCUUGGAAACCUUCUGGUCUCCAACCUGCAGCUGGAAGUUUAAAAUGUUUCCAUGGUUGUCCAUGCAGUAUUCCUGCAUGUGUAGCAGCUAGUGGAUAAAAUGAAUCCGUGUGAAGGACUACAGUUUAGAAACACUAUUAAAAACAGUUUUCAGCUGUUUUUCUUUAAAAAACCUUCUGCAACAUGUUCACCAAAUUCCAAUAUUUAAGAACUUGUACAAACGUAACACUUGAAAAUAUCUGUUGCUAUAUUCAACAUGGCUGUUAAAGGUGCAUUUCAGACUUAUAUGCAAGUAUAAAGAGGAUCCAGGCAUGAGGAAGAACUGUAGUCUUUACUUUGUGUAGUAUUUUCAGUUACUGUGAAAAUUCAACAUUGAUUCAGUACAAUAACCUGCUGGAUGAACUUCUGAGAAUAAAACUUUUAAACAGACUAAA